This is a messenger RNA of Sus scrofa (pig), 1602 nucleotides long. RefSeq names its product solute carrier family 25 member 4 (gene SLC25A4). Gene Ontology annotation, cellular component: mitochondrial inner membrane. Gene Ontology annotation, biological process: negative regulation of mitochondrial outer membrane permeabilization involved in apoptotic signaling pathway; mitochondrial ADP transmembrane transport; mitochondrial ATP transmembrane transport. The record is from RefSeq and is a predicted model, not a curated record. Lineage: Eukaryota; Metazoa; Chordata; Mammalia; Artiodactyla; Suidae. Gene Ontology annotation, molecular function: ATP:ADP antiporter activity.
GUUCCCUCUCGUCGCGGGACAGAUAACAUGAAUUUGCCCUUUAAACGUCCCAGGUGGAGGCACAGCCCCCGGCCCACCCCUGCCUCCCGGAAGCGCCUUCGCCCCCGUUGCCCUCUGGAGAGGUGGGGGCGCCGGGGGGUCCGAGCACCUGCCCAGCCAAUGCGCGGGGCGCGCACGGCCCCGGGGCCCUCCUCCUCUCGCGAGAGGCUGGGCGGGGCAUAUAAGGCGGGUUGCAGGGCGAGACAAGCGGCCCCUUCGCGUUGCGCAGGGACUGAGCAGGGGUGGCCGUGUCAGGCCGGGCAGAGAAAGCGAGAGCGCGGCUCCCGGAGGCGGUGUGCGCCCGGCUGUCACCAUGAGUGAUCAGGCUUGGAGCUUUCUGAAGGACUUCUUGGCUGGCGGCGUCGCCGCUGCCAUCUCCAAGACCGCGGUCGCCCCCAUCGAGAGGGUCAAACUGCUGCUGCAGGUCCAGCAUGCCAGCAAACAGAUCAGUGCUGAGAAGCAGUACAAAGGGAUCAUUGAUUGCGUGGUGAGAAUCCCCAAGGAGCAGGGCUUUCUCUCCUUCUGGAGGGGAAACCUGGCCAACGUGAUCCGUUACUUUCCCACCCAAGCUCUCAACUUCGCCUUCAAGGACAAGUACAAGCAGAUCUUCCUGGGGGGCGUGGACCGGCAUAAGCAGUUCUGGCGCUACUUUGCUGGUAACCUGGCUUCCGGUGGGGCAGCUGGGGCCACCUCCCUCUGCUUUGUCUACCCGCUGGACUUUGCUAGGACCAGGCUGGCUGCCGAUGUGGGCAAGGGUGCCGCCCAGCGUGAGUUCACUGGCCUGGGCAACUGUCUCGCCAAGAUCUUCAAGUCCGAUGGCCUGCGGGGUCUCUACCAGGGUUUCAACGUCUCUGUCCAGGGCAUCAUUAUCUACAGAGCCGCCUACUUUGGAGUCUAUGAUACUGCCAAGGGGAUGCUGCCCGACCCCAAGAAUGUGCACAUUAUCGUAAGCUGGAUGAUUGCCCAGACCGUGACGGCGGUGGCAGGGCUGGUGUCCUACCCCUUUGACACUGUCCGCCGUAGGAUGAUGAUGCAGUCUGGCCGGAAAGGGGCGGAUAUUAUGUACACUGGGACAGUGGACUGCUGGAGGAAGAUAGCAAAAGAUGAAGGACCCAAGGCUUUCUUCAAAGGUGCCUGGUCAAACGUAUUGAGAGGCAUGGGCGGUGCUUUUGUAUUGGUAUUGUAUGAUGAGAUCAAAAAGUAUGUCUAAUGUAAUUAAAACUCAAGUUCCUUGGUUCCAGAUCCAUUGUGUGGUUUAAUAGACUCUUCCUAGGGGAAGUCAAAGGAAAGAUCUGGGAUAAAACCAGACUGAAAGGAAUACCUCAGAAAAAAAAAAAAAUGCUUCACUGAGUGUCCAUUAAACCACAGAUGUAUUUUGUAUUUAUUUUACAUUUAAAUUCCCAUAAUAUAAAGUAACUUAUCAUACUUAUACAAUUAACUGAAGAACUGAUAAUGAAGAAAAUAACUGAAUGUGAAAUGUCAAUAAAGACCACUUAAUGCAUGUUCUCUAUUUUACUGAAUUCUUAUUAACUGCCAAAUGGAUUAAAACAAGACCAUAAAUCU